Messenger RNA from Rotaria socialis, 2349 nucleotides. The record is from the annotation of a GenBank genome assembly. NCBI's taxonomy places the organism in Eukaryota, Metazoa, Rotifera, Eurotatoria, Philodinida, Philodinidae.
AUGGCUUCAUUAAAUAUUGCUGGCGUUCCUACACCUCCAAGUAAUACUUCAGGUUUCAAUCGUAGUCGUCGUUCGUCAUGGUCUGAUUCUAAAAAUGUUUGGAAUGUUGGUGAUGAGGCAGAAUACUAUUCCGAUUCACAUACAUUAAUAUUGAAAAAACUAGAUAUUUAUUAUCGUAAAGUAAAACGCCAAAUUCUAGCUUUUCAAAGUUUAACAACUGGUCUUUUUCCUACUCAUCUUGAUACCGAUAAAAAAGUCGCACAUGUUGUGGAAAAUAUCUUUUGUGCUAUUGCCGUAUGGUCAUUACGACGAUGCUAUUGUAAAAUUGAUAAUGAUCAAGGACGAACACAUGAAUUAGGUCAAGCAGCUGUUAAAUGCAUGCGUGGAAAACGUAUCUUCAAAAAUAAUCAAGCUCAAGUUGAUGAAUAUCUGAAUGUAUUAAAUCCUCUUUUACGUCGAACAGUGGAAGUACGUGGUCGUAUGAGUUCAACUUCAGCUAAUACAGAAUGCGAGCCAUUGAAACCACCGAACAAAAAAGCUGCAUUAAUCACGCCAUGUUUGAAUGCCAUCCUUGUCAAAGGUGAAAUUAUGGUUCAUUAUUAUUAUAUUGAUCAUUCACAACAACAAAGUAGUGGAAACAGUGAAUCCAGUGAACGUAGUAAUAAUCAACAAUCACAAUUCGUAUCGAGUGGAGAAGUUUUAGAUGGAAAUGUUUUUCUUUUUGGUCAAGCUGUUUGGAUUAUAUGUCAAUUACUUGUUGAUAAACUUUUAACUGUUAGCGAUCUCAAUCCUAUACGGCGUUAUCUACCACCAUGUGACCGGCCAAAACUAAACUCAAGAUAUUCAUCUAUACAAGAUGCAUCACGUUAUCAAUAUUCACCUAGUAUACCUAAAUUAAUAACAACUCAAUCAUAUGAUACAAAAAAAGCAAUAACCAGAACAAUACUAUCAAAUGUUACUUUUUCUGACUUAGUCAUUCAUGUUGUUGCUAUAUCGGAAUCGGUUCGUUUGCAACAAGUAUUAGCAACCUAUGGGAUUCAAACUCAAAUACCAAAACAAAUCGAACCAAUUUUAAUAUGGCCACCAGCAGAAUUAGUUAAAACAUACGCACAUUUAGGCAUGAAUGAAAAGUUUGGUUUUAGUGGACGUCCUAAACGACCUAUUGGUGUACUUGGCACAUGUAAAGUUUAUCGGAUAGCUUCAAAAACUGUUUUAUGUUAUCCAUUAACAUUUGAAACAACAGAUUUUUAUAUGUCAAGUGAUAUGACUUUAUUGUUGGAUGAUAUUCGAAGUGAUUUGGAAUUUAUUAGAAAAUGUUGGCGUCUUAAAGGUCGACCAAUUUAUUUAAUCAUGUUACGUGAAGGACCACAAAAAUCAGAUGUCUUAGAAUUAUUGACUCAAAUUCGCCAAGGAAAACUUUCAUCAACCAUAUGUGUACGGCUCGAACGUUUACAAACAGCAAUAUCAAGUGCUUGCAUAGCGCAUCUUGAUUUUUUAAAUAACUCUUUAUGUUCACCUGUUGAAUGGGAAGCCGUUGCUGUAACUGAACAUAAAAGUGGACAUGAUAGUGGCCAAUAUAAAUCUUUAACAGACGUAACAAAAUCAGUUAUUCUCAGUGAUGAUAUUGAUUAUAAUAAUCAUAAAUUUAAAGAUCAACAUGAAAUAGAACUACGCGCUUUUAUUUGUAACACAGAUGUCGGAACAGGUUCAUUAAAGAAACACACAUUAGCUACAUAUGAAUUAUAUCGACGCGGUGGAAUUGAUUUGAUGAUAAGAGAGAAUUAUCGUGUUAGAAAUCAUCUUGAAUCUUUAAUGAAAGAAGCAACAACAUGUCAAAAUUGGGCUGUUAUUCGUUUUGCAUCUAGUCUUUUACAUAAAAUGGUUGAUAGUUUGGCACCAUCAGUUACCAAUUUACUCGUACGGGGAAAAAUUGUCACUAUUGGAGUUUUUGGUCAAGAAGAAACAGUAAUUGAUAAACCGAUGCGUCCAAAAGAAAUUUUUAAUAUAAUUUAUAGCGAUAAAAUAUUUGGUCACAGUAUUUUUUAUGCAGUACUUCUACAAGAAUUACUUCUUAAUACAUCAGUAUUUAUGAAUACAUUUCCACAACUUUUUAAUGGCAUUCUUAAAAUAAGACUGGGAUGGAUACUUGAAGCAAUGAAACUUGAAUUAGAAUCUUCAAGAACUGAUAAUGAAGAGAUUGGGACACUAAAUACAAUAUCACCCAAUGAAAUCAAACAAUUACUCUAUUAUGUUUUUACAACUAAUUUACAACAAUCAACAUUACAAGGUGGUGAUAUACAACAAAGAUCAUCAUUUCAAAAACGACAAAUGGAUGGAGCUUUAUCAUGA